This is a messenger RNA of Brassica oleracea var. oleracea, 1437 nucleotides long. RefSeq lists its product as uncharacterized. Lineage: Eukaryota; Viridiplantae; Streptophyta; Magnoliopsida; Brassicales; Brassicaceae. The record is from RefSeq and is a predicted model, not a curated record. The coding region runs from base 199 to 1425 and encodes 408 amino acids. Gene Ontology annotation, biological process: defense response. The transcript has a single exon.
AAAAAUCUUUUUUUGCUUAUCAUUAUUUUUGGGUGCCUUUGUCAAAUAUUUGCUUUUCCAUUUUCACCUUCAUGCAUUGCUUUCCUUCGUCGUCCCCUCCAAGGACGACGACGGAUCUGUCUUUGCAUCCACCGAAAUAAUAAAUUUCAUCUUCUCUAUUUCCUUUGGUUUUACAGAUAUAGUUUUACCAAGGAAAAAAUGUCUUUUCUUGCGCCUUGUCAAAUUUUGGAGAUGAAUAUUAUAUCUGCCCAAGAAUUGGCGCCAGUGGCACGGUGUAUGAAAACAUAUGCGGUAGCUUGGAUUGACCCCGAGCGUAAACUAACGACUCGGGUAGACAAUACGGGCGGAACAAGCCCUACAUGGAAUGACAAGUUUGUGUUUCGCCUAGAUGAGGAAGCACUCUACGAUGGGACAUCAAUAGUUGUUAUAGAAAUCUACGCAUUGCAUUGGUUCAAAGAUAUUCAUGUUGGAACGGUACAAACGUUGAUCAGCGAUCUUGUGAACCCUUCUUCCGGUAUGAGAUUCGUUACCCUCGAGGUUCUCCGUGCGUCAGGCCGCCCUCACGGCCUCCUGAACAUUGCCGUCGGGCUCAUCGAUAACUCGGGCCAAAGCAUGCCUCUUUUGUUCGAAGAAGAUUUGAUGUUUCACAAGACAAACAUAACUUCGAAACCUGUAGGGCUUCGACGUUCCAAAAGUGAUACAAGCUCAAUGGUGGAAUCACCGAGGAAGAAGGUGACGCAACAACAAACCACCCGUGUGAGUUCUACUACAAACUCAGGUUUUGAGAAAGAUGAGUUUUCAUCUGAUUCUCAGAUGGUUGUGUAUGAGCCUGCACAAAGAAAGACGCCAAAUACAAUGUCGAGGCAAACAAAGCAUAUCGUGCAUGGGACACCGAUGAGGCCAAGGAACACGAAUGCAUAUACUCCCAAAAGGAACAGUAUUGAAUAUGGGACACCAAUGAGGUCGAGGUCGAGGCCGGUUGUAAUUACAGAGUCUGAUUUGGGACCUUCAGCCUCAGUGGUUGCCGCUCAAAUAGCAAAAGAGAAGGCUUUGACAGGGAAAGAUGCAGAGAGUACUGUGAUAAGCGUUGGCGAACGAAGCGUUGAGGGUCUCCGUUCUAAGCUAGAGAGGUGGCAAGCGAAUUUACCGGUCGUUUUAGACGUUGGUUCAAGUUAUCAACCAAGUUCUGACUACAAAACAAGCUCUAACUUCAAACCUAAAUCAAGUUACAAGCCCAAUGAAACUGUCCCACGAAAUCAACAGAUGAUUGUAGCUCCUCUUCCAAAGCAGGGUGGGAGGAACAAGAAAGGAGGAGAUAAUGGAUUGUUUUCAUGUUUUGGUAACAUUUGUGGCAUCGAGUGUUCUAUUGUUUGUGGUGGGUCUAGUGGACAAAAAGCAUCCAAGAAGAAGAAGAAAAAGAAGUGAAAAUUUUCAAAA